Molecule: messenger RNA, 2595 nt
Organism: Scedosporium apiospermum
Lineage: Eukaryota; Fungi; Ascomycota; Sordariomycetes; Microascales; Microascaceae
Product: Pre-rRNA processing protein
Exons: 3
Coding region: 1-2595 (864 amino acids)
Cellular component (GO): fungal-type vacuole membrane
Source: RefSeq, a predicted model, not a curated record
AUGUCGAGUGACGAAGAGUCGUCCGUCUCCACGCGGGCGUCGUCGAGGAAAGGAAAGGCCAAGGCGACAAAAGCGGACCUUCAAGACGACUCCUCUGAAGUAACUCCCUUGCUGUCCGGGUCGGCCUCCAUAACUCGAUACGAUGGCGAGGAGCACGACGCCGAAGAUAACGAUGCCCAACCUGAAGCUACGUCACCGCGCAGUGCGGACGACCGACCUUCAUCCUCACACUCGCUAAAGAGCUACUCAUCAGCCGGAUGGCCGUCCAUUGUCGCCGGCGUAAUAUUAAUAUCCAUCACCAUCUCCAUAAUGCUAGUAGCCUUCUUCGUUCCCGCCGCGGUCGAAGAAUAUGCAAAGCAGGCUGCUGUACUGGAACCGACGAACCUAUCACUUGAGUCUAUCACGGCGACCGGAGUGCGAGCGAGGGUGCAGGCGAAUUUCCGUCUCGAUGGAUCGAGGGUACGACAAGACGGGCCUCGGCGUAUCGGCCGCGUCGCCACCUGGCUGGUCGGCUCCCUCGGAACCGAGAAAACGCUGGUGGGCGUUUAUCUUCCCGAGUACGACAACAUCUUGCUGGGAACUGCUAUCCUACCGCCCAUGACUAUUAGUGUCACCGACGGACAUAGCACGUCGAUCGAUAUCAUUGCCGAGCUGGCUCCCGGCGAUGCGGAUGGCAUUCGAUCGGUCGCCAAUCAGUGGUUGGAAGGAAAGCUGGAUAGAGUCAGACUCUUGGGGAAGGCUGAUGUCUCGCUCAGAACUGGAGUGCUCCCUCUCGGCACGCACUCUGUUGUUGAGUCGUUUAUUGUUGAAGCGAACAAAAUGCCUGAAUUGCCACCGUAUAAUAUCUCUCGACUCACCUUCAGCGAUAUUCCUGGAUCCGCGCCCGAUAAGAGGGCCGUCGGUGCCAAUGUCACCAUUUUGUCGUACAACAAGUACCCAGUAGAGCUCGAUGUACCCGAGCUCGGUUUUGAGGUGCUCGUGCCCAAUUGCGCCGCCGCAGACCCCCUCAUUCCAGUUGCCCUGGCCGUUACGGAACCUCUGCCCAUCCGUGCCAACUCAGAAGUUGCCAUUGAUGUUCAUGGCGCGAUCGAAGAACUUCCAGAGUCUCUUAUUCGUGAAUGCCCUGGAUCCGGCUCCUCUCCGCUAGAUGAUUUCAUCCACCGUUACCUCAAUGGAAAGCCGGCCAACGUGGUUGUCAGGGGCAGAAAACUCCCCAACUCGGACACUCCCGAGUGGAUUGGGGAGCUUCUCUCGAGUCUUGCCAUCCCGGUACCGUUCCCCGGCAGGUCUUUCGACGACCUCAUCAAGGAAUUCUCGUUGACCGAUGUCGAUUUUCAACUUCCAGAUCCACUGGCUGACCCGGAUUCCGAGGACGCGGACCCGACCGUCUCAGGGACAAUUCGCGCUGUUGCUGCGCUGCCCAAGGAACUGAACCUGGAGCUCAACGUUACGAAUAUCAAGGCCACAGCCGAUGUUUUCUACAAAAAGCGGCCGUUCGGAAAGCUUCGAAUCAAGGACUGGCAACACGCGAACUCGACAAGAUCCGACGACCCUGCUAGUGGCGAGGCUUCGCUGAUCAUCAACUCCCGUGUAGAGGACGUGCCUCUCAAUAUCACGGACUCGGACGUAUUCACACAGGUUCUGCAAGCCUUGAUCUUCGGCGACAAGGAUGUCCUCCUCGAUAUUAAGGCCCUCGUGGAUAUCAAGGUGGAAACGGCGCUCGGCGAGCUCGUGCUCAAUAAAGUUCCCACCGAAGGGAAUAUCCCAGUAAAACAUUUGCCAAAGGGCUCGCUGACCAAGCUACAUCCGAGUGUGGACAAAGUCAGGGUGCUGAAGACGACGGAGGAUGCGAUUCACAUUGAAGCAUACGUCAAUGUGACGAACCCGACACCGUACUCUGCCUACAUACCUUUCUUUACUGUCAACGUGAUUAAGAAUGGGUCCGUCAUCGGGGAUGCCACUAUUCGAAAUGCGCGGAUUGUUCCAGGCAAGAACGAGAACCGACUCGUGUCUGCAGUGUGGGAACCAGCACGGGGCGGUGCGAAGGGAAGGAAGAUCGGUGUGGAUUUGAUUUCAGGAUAUCUUUCGGGAGAGAACAUCACAAUCGCCGCCAAAACCCACGGCGGCAGCAUUCCCUCGGCGCCUUUGAUUGGCAAAGCACUUUCGAAACUCGACAUCGAGGUAUCGGCGCCAAAGCUCAAUCUUCCAUCCGACGACCCGGAAGACAAGAAUAAGUUUAUUCGGGACGCUACUUUCCAUGUGUUUUCAUCUACGGCGACGUUUACGCUCGUCUCGCCUUUCGAGUAUAACACCUUGCUGCUCGAAUGGGUCAACGCAACUGCCUACUACAACCACACUGAGCCCGUCGGCCAUAUCGAGUACGGCGAUUCCUUUGCCGUGCCUCCCGGCGCUACGAAGACGCCGCGGCUACCAGUGCGGUGGUCGGCAGACUCGAUUGGGUACGAUGCCGUUCGAAGGGCUCUCGGCGGUACGUUGAAACUUGAUGCCAAAGCGGAUGUGACUAUCAGAUUGGGUCAGUAUAGAGAGACGGUGUGGUACAUUGGCAAGAGCAUCGGCUCAAAGAUUCGUCCUUGA